AUGACGCAGCCUCGAUUCCGCCCGAAGGACGAGUCGCUUGAGGAGGUGGAGCGGGCGCGGCUCGCCGCCGUCGAGGCGCUGCGGCGGCUCGAGGGGGAGGACCAGCACGGCGAGCUCAGGCGGCCUGGAUUCCGCCCGAAGGACGAGUCGCCGGAGGAGGUGGAGCGGGCGCGGCUCGCCGCCGUCGAGGCGUUGCGGCGGCUCGAGGGGGAGGACCAGCUCGGCGAGCUCAGGCGGGCCCCUUCUAGACGCAGCGGCAGCGCGGAGCGCCAGAGCGGCGUCAAAUAUAUCUCCUGGGACACAGGAAACAAGGCGUGGCGUGUGAAGCACACGAUACAGAACGGCCCAGACAAAGGUUGCACGAAGCAUGCCUACUUCCGCCCGAAGGACGAUCGCCGGAGGAGGUGGAGCGGGCGCGGCUCGCCGCCGUCGAGGCGCUGCGGCGGCUCGAGGGGGAGGACCAGCUCGGAGAGCUCAGGCGGGCCCCUUCUGGACGCAGCGGCAGCGCGGAGCGCCAGAGCGGCGUCAAGUACAUCUUCUGGUGCAAAAGUGGCCAGGCUUGGCUUGUUCAGUACAGGAUACAGAACGGCCCGGACAAAGGUAGCGUGA
Molecule: messenger RNA, 609 nt
Organism: Prorocentrum cordatum
Lineage: Eukaryota; Dinophyceae; Prorocentrales; Prorocentraceae
Source: the annotation of a GenBank genome assembly